Messenger RNA from Anolis sagrei ordinatus, 1951 nucleotides. The record is from RefSeq and is a predicted model, not a curated record. NCBI's taxonomy places the organism in Eukaryota, Metazoa, Chordata, Lepidosauria, Squamata, Anolidae.
AUGAUGCGCAUGUGUGGGCGAGGGAAAGUGUGUACGGCUGGAGGGAGACUAAUGCCAGCGAGUCUCUUCAAGCUGAAGAUUCACCGGGAGGCCCUGCUCUCUGUCCCAACAGCCUCGCAAACAUGUCUGUAUCUGAGAAACAUUGAAGGCUUCCUUCUCCUCCCUUUUCUGCCCAUCAGACAUGAAAGCAGCAAGAAGGAGAACCACUCUCCCAAGCGACGUACUUCCGGUUCUAGCCCCAAGCGCUCCAGGCGCUCCAGUUCCAGCCAUGCCAGGCGCCGGACCCGAUCACGAUCCAGGAGCCCCCGCUAUUACAGGGCUGGGAAGCCAAGGAGCCGGAGCAGAGAGCGGAGCCGGAGCCGAAAGAGGAGCCGGAGCAGAGAGCGGAGCCGGAGCAGGAUGCCAAGCCGGAGCAGGGUGCGCAGCCGUAGCCCAAGGCGGCCAGACCGGUCGUGGUCUCCAGUCCGGUCAUGGACUUUCACCUCUAGUUACCUUCGGCGAUAUGAUACAAGGAAGGAGCUAGAAGCAUUGUCCCGCUCUGCAGACAGGGCCUCAGGAUCCACGGGGAGACGCUUGGGGACACACAAGCACGAGUCCUCCCGGACCUCUAGCCGAGAGAGUUCAGGAAAAAAGAGGGUGCCAGCAGAAGGAGAGAAGAAACCCUCCGGUAGUAGCACUUUGAAGACGGAGGCGGCCUCCGCGGAUGCUAAAGAAAAGCCCUCGGAUGCUGCCGGGGAGCCGAGCAAAGCAGGGACGGCAGCCCCGAGGAAGGAGAAGAAGAGCUCCCCUGUUCCUGAGAACUGGCUUUUGUCGAGUAAAGCCUGGAGUUGUGGCACAGUUCUUCACAUAUCGGACUUACCAGAUGACGGCUAUACAGAGCAAGAUAUCACAAAGAUUGUCCAGCCCUUUGGAAAAGUUAGCAGUAUCUUAGUGCUUCACUCUAAAAAAGAGGUUCAACGAGGAGCUAGCAGCGAUGAUGCGAACAAAGAGGAGGCUAGAGAGCGUGUGGUGGAGAGAUCAUCUCGCGGCGAGUCAGACCGAAUACCAGACCCAAUUCAAGAUCUCCGUUUAAUGAAUGGCACAAGUCCUUGCUCUGGGAGGGUUGAAGUUUUUCACAAUGACACGUGGGUGACCAUUUGUGAUGCUGGCUGGGAUUUACAAGAUGCCCAAGUGGUCUGCAGGGAGCUGGGCUGUGGCAAUGCCUCCAAAGCAUUGGGUGGAGCACACUAUGGCCAAGGAUCGGGCCCCAUUUGGCUGGAGAGCAUCAACUGUACAGGAGAAGAAACAUUCCUGAAGGAGUGCCAGAAGGGAGGCUGGGGAGAGCACAGUUGCAGCCACAGCCAGGAUGCCAGCGUGGUGUGUUCAGAUCUCCGUUUAAUGAAUGGCACAAGUCCCUGCUCAGGGAGGGUUGAAGUCUUUCACAAUGACACAUGGGGGACCAUUUGUGAUGCUGGCUGGGAUUUACAGGAUGCCCAAGUGGUCUGCAGCCAGCUGGGCUGUGGAGAUGCCCCCAAAGCAUUAGGUGGAGCACACUAUGGCCAAGGAUCGGGCCCCAUUUGGCUGGAGAGCAUCAACUGUACAGGAGAAGAAGCAUCCCUGAAGGAGUGCCAGAAAGGACGCUGGGGAGAGCAGAGUUGCAGCCACAGCCAGGAUGCCAGCGUGGAGUGUUCAGCUGUUGAAUCCUCCCUUGAGAUCAGCAUUCACCUGGGAGUGGCUGCCUUGGUCUUCCUUGCCUUGGUGGGGAUUGUGGCUGAGGCUGGAUGCAGGAGAAGGAGGAAGACCAUCAGGAGGAGGAGGAGGAAGAGGAGGAGAGAGCAGCAGCCUUGAGUAGCCCUCUUCACCGGCCAGUUCCAGGGACCAAGGUCUGUCUGCCAGUACGGUGGAGCCAGAGGCAGAAGGAAUGCCAUGUGCAGUUAGAGUCUACAGUAAUCUACCAGUAUAACAAUAUACA